Boleophthalmus pectinirostris (great blue-spotted mudskipper) is the source of this 5313-nucleotide messenger RNA. It is a transcript of the gene nav2a, whose product is annotated as neuron navigator 2a. The record is from RefSeq and is a predicted model, not a curated record. Lineage: Eukaryota; Metazoa; Chordata; Actinopteri; Gobiiformes; Gobiidae. Gene Ontology annotation, biological process: nervous system development; neurogenesis. The transcript has 27 exons. Gene Ontology annotation, molecular function: ATP binding; ATP hydrolysis activity. Bases 122 to 4396 code for a protein of 1424 amino acids.
GACUGAACCAGGACUUGGAGCCGCAGACCUGCUGCAGAAUGGAUUUUGGACCAAACGGAUUUAAGUGACGUGUUUUUGUGGAGAUAAUUUUUCAACAGAAAAAGAAAAAAAACAUUGAGCCAUGUUUGAGGCAGAAAGUUACCUGACGGACGGGGGGCUGGGUCUGUACACGCGGCGUCUGCACCGGCUCCACGACCUCUCCAGCAUGAGCGCCGUGAGGGAGACGCUGCACCACAACCCGACCGGAGACGCCGACAGUUGGGACGACAGCAGCUCCGUGAGCAGCGGAGUCAGCGACAACAUCGACACCGACGACAUCAACACCAGCUCCUCCAUCUCCUCCUACAGCACGGCCCCGGAAAACAGCACGCCCCGAAAACAGCCGGUCACAGAUGCGGAGAAGCGCGUGGCCUCGUCUGGACCCUGGACCUCGGACUCUGGGCCUCUGGACCUGGACCAGACCUCCAGAGGUGCGGGGAGGAAGGCCCAGAGCGUGUCCCAGACCGGGUCCUGGAGGAGGGGCAUGAGCGCCGCGCAGGUCGGGGUCACCUCCCCCAGAACCAAGACCAACAGCACCAGCUCCACAGCCAGCAACGGAAACAGCGCCCCCAAGGGACCACACACAGGUACUGCACACACAGCCAAAACUGACGAUGUGAAAGUGUCAGAGAGGAGCAGUGUGACUCCUCCGUCCGACGCCGACGAUCUGAAGAAGAACCGGAGCUCUGCCAACGUGCCCCUGAGCCAGACACUCACAGAGGCUCCGCCCGGCGCCCUCUCCUCCCGCGCCUCAAACUCCAGCUCCUCCUUCGGGUUCAAGAAGCCGGGCGCCCUGGUCACGGCCAGCGGAGCCACCAUCACCAGCGGCUCUGCCACCCUGGGCAAACUGCCCAAGUCCAGCAGAGCUCUGACUGCAGGUGCGGGUCUGAAGUCCGGACAGGAAGUGGGCGGUUCCCUGAGUCACCACGACGACACCUUCUUACCCAUGAGCGCUCGGGGCACGCUGCAGUACCGCAGCCUGCCCAGGCCGGGGCGCUCCGGAGCCGCCGCCCGCAACGGCAACAGGUCGUCCACCAGCAGCAUCGAGGCGGCGGCGCUCUCCGUCACCAACAAGAACAGCCCGCUCGGAAAACUGACCAACCAGACGGACCGCGAGAAGGGGGCGGAGCCUGCGACGGCGGCGACGGGGAGCGCGGGCGGGAGGCAGCAGGUGUCCUCGCCGACGCUGCGCAGAUUGUUCGGAGGAAAGUCGAGUAAACAGGCUCCAGUGACGACGUCCGAAAAUAUGAAGAACUCUACAGUGAUCUCCAACCCCCUGACCAGCGCCACGGACAGAGACCACGGAGACAGCGAACAGGCGUCGACCCCGGGCUCGGUGUACUCCUCCGGGCCGUCGGGCAGUUUGACCUGGGGCGCCUCCGCAAACACCUCCAGAGACGGGACCCUGAGCUCCGGGUACGGCCCCAGCAGAGACGGGACCCUGAGCUCCACGGGCCCCAGCAGAGACGGGACCCUGAGCUCCACGGGCCCCAGCAGAGACGGGACCCUCGGCUCCACGGGCCCCGGCAGAGAGGGCCCGGCGGGGGCGGGCGGGUCGGGGAGCGGCGGGUUCCCCUCCGUCAGCAGCAUGCACACCAGCAGCGAGUCCAUAGACGUGAGCGGCGCCCCCUACCAGCGCGACGAGCCGCCUGCCCUGGGGCGGACGGGCAGCGCCAAGGCCGGCGUGUCCGACAGUUCAUUACGCGGCGGUCGAAACACACUGCCAAAGAAAACACUCAGGUAUGGCCCCGCCCCUCAGCUCAGAGGCCCAGACGAGGCGCGCGAUUGGCUGAGGUCUCACUCCGUCAGCGGACUCCAGGACUCUGUGGGCUCCUCCCCCUUUUCCCCUGGGUCCAGCCUCACCUCCCCCACAGGGACCAGGUUCAACUUCACCUCUAGUCCCACCUCUGCCGCUCACAUGACCCUGGCGGGUCUCAGGACCAACAGUCUGACCCAGGACUGUCUGGACCAGUCCGAGUCCAGGCUCCGGACGUCCUGCAUGUCCCUGGACGACAAGACCCGGACCAUGAGCCGCUCCGGAUCCUUCAGGGACGGUUUCGAGGAAGGUGAGACCAGAACCUCAACACACAGAACAGACAUCCGUAAACUUCGCCGGGAGCUCGACGCGUCGCAGGAGAAAGUUUCGGCUCUGACCACUCAGCUCAGCGCCAACGCUCAUCUGGUGGCAGCGUUCGAACAGAGUUUGGGAAACAUGACGAUUCGAUUGAAAAGCCUCACGCAGACGGCAGAACAGAAGGAUUCUGAGUUGACCGAGUUGAGGAAAACCAUCGAGUUGUUGAAGAAACAGAACGCUGUGGCUCAGGCCGCGAUCAACGGAGUCAUCAACACCCAGGACCUGAGCAAAGACAGGAGCAGUGACAGGAGCACCGACAGGAGCAGCGACAGGAGCACUGACAGGAGCAAUGACAGGAGCACUGACAGGAGCAGUACCAACGCUGCUCAAAACGGGAGCCCUCAGUCCCAGAACAAGUCCGAGUCCAGACCCCAGACCCAGACCAACGCGAGUCCCGGUCCAGGUCCCGGUCCAGGUCCAGGUCCGAGUCCCGGUCCGAGUCCAAACCAGACCUCGACCCCGGACCUGAGGAUUCGCCGGCAGCAUUCGUCCGACAGCGUGAGCAGCAUCACCAGCCACUCCAGCAUCGGAUCCAACCUGGACGCCGACGCCAACGCGCGGAAGAAGAACAAGAAGAACUGGUUGGAGAUCGAGAAGUUGAAGAUAGAAAACGACCGUCUGCGUUUGGAGAACCAGAGCAGCAGAGCGAGUUCCCAGGCCUCCGUCUCCUCCUCUCCCCCGACACAGAGCCUCUCCCUGGGCACGAGCGCAGCACCAGCGGGGGGUCAGACCAUCAACCUGACCACCAGCGAGUCCACCAGCCUGGACAUGCUUUUGGACGACACCGGGGAGAGUCUGAGGAAAGAAGGACGUCACGUGAAGAUCUACGUCACUCUGGACGAAGACUCAAACUGGACGGAGGACGGGCGAGGGCGCAGCUUCCUGAUCGGCUGCAUCGGAGUGAGCGGGAAAACCAAAUGGGACGUUCUGGACGGAGUGGUCAGGAGACUGUUUAAGGAGUACAUCAGUCACGUAGACCCGGUGUGUCACUUGGGUCUGGGCACAGACAGUGUUGGUGGAUACAGUGUGGGAGACGUUCACAGACUCGGCUCCAGUUCAGAGUCUCGUCCCCCGGAGCUGCUGCCCUGUGGAUACCUGGUGGGAGCAAACAACCACAUCCACAUCCAGCUCCAAGGCGUGUCGUGUGGCAGCGUCGACUCUCUGGCGUUCGACUCUCUGACCCCGAAGCCGAUGGUUCAGAGGUUCGUGUCCCUGCUGAAGGAGCACAGACGGAUCAUCCUGUCAGGACCCAGCGGCACAGGAAAGACUCACCUGGCCAAUCAGCUCGCCCGCUUCAUGGUGUUACUACAGCGACGACCUCUGACCCCCAACGCCAUCGUCACCUUCAACGUCGACCACAAAUCCGGAAAGGAGCUGCGUCAGUACUUGUCUGGUCUGGCUGAGCAGUGCAGCGUCUCGGGGACAGACUGCCCCCUGGUGGUGAUCCUGGACAAUCUGCACCACGUCAGCUCUUUGGGCGAGAUCUUCAGCGGCGUCUUCAGCGGCAGCUCCCAGCACAGUCCGUACAUCAUCGGGACCAUGAGCCAAGCCACGACGUCUGCCCCAAACCUGCAGCUGCACCACAACUUCAGGUGGGUGCUCUGUGCCAACCACACUGAGCCCGUCAAGGGUUUCCUGGGCAGGUUCCUCCGGAGGAAGCUCCUGGAGACCGAGAUCCAGAGCCGGACCCGAGACCCAGACCUGGUCCGGAUCGUGGACUGGAUCCCCCGGGUCUGGCACCACCUCAACCGCUUCCUGGAGACGCACAGCUCCUCUGACGUCACCAUCGGUCCUCGUCUGUUCUUGUCCUGCCCCAUGGAUGUGGAAGGGUCCAGGGUUUGGUUCACUGACCUCUGGAACUACUCCAUCAUCCCCUACAUGCUGGAGGCCGUACGAGAAGGACUACAGCUGUACGGGCGGCGGGCGGUCUGGGAGGACCCGUGUGCCUGGGUUCUGGACUCGUACCCGUGGGCGUCGGCGCCGGUGGACUGGCCUCCGCUGCUGCAGCUCAGACCCGAGGACGUGGGCUUCGACGGGUACAGCGCCCCCCGAGAGAGCACCCGCAAGGAGGCGCCCCAGAGCGACAGCGACCCCGACCCCCUGAUGAACAUGCUGCUGCGUCUGAAAGAAGCCGCCACCUCGUCCAGUCCCCAGAGCUACGACAGCGACAGCACCGGUCACCAUGACGACCUGCUCGACCAAUCGCUGGAGUCCACGCUUUGAAACCCACCAAUCCCGGCAGCCCACUGUUUAAACGCACCAAUCGCAACGCCUCCGCCCUCACAGACCAUUCAAGAAGCGAAAUCCGCCCGGUAACACCUCAACUGUCACCACGACGACCUCCUCGACCAAUCACUGGAGUCCACGCUCUCAAACCGACCAAUCCCGGCUGCCGAAAAAUUUAAACCGACCAAUCAGAGCUCUCAGGCCUGUAACUUCAACAAAUCACGCGCAGGAUCUGUCUUUUCUUGAUCCCUGAGGUCUGCUUAAGUUUUAUUUGUUACCGUUGGUGACAGAAGACACCUCCAUCUCCCCAGACGCUUCCUCCAGUGAGUCUCACGUAACCCCUAUUGGUCAACCUGCUGUAAAACUUAAACUCAUUUUCAAACUUACAAUGACAAAUUUAAGAUGUGAAGAGCGGGGAGAGACAUUCAGCCAGCGCGCGCAACACUGAGGAGGAGCAGCGUCUCUACUCCGAGCUCUCCCUCCGUCUCUCGAAGCUGAAACUAAAAUUUUAAAAAACGUGACAUUUUGUGGUCGAUUUCUAGUGGGUAAGAUCUGGUUAGAACUGGACUUUGGACUUGGUGGUCCUGGUCUAGUCCUGGUUCAGAUCCUGGUUCUUCACCGGAGACGACGGCGCGUGGACGGGACAACUUUGGUCCAAACGUAGUCCCGGUUUAGUUCUGAAUUCGUCACGGAGCGUGAUUUGGAAACCUGUGUUUUUUGUGGGUUUUUAACGACAAAGAAUCGACGGUGAAGACAGCACAAGAAGGUUUUGGGGUUCGAUUCCCGGAGCGUGUACGGAGUUUGCAUGUUCUUCCCGUGUCCGGAUACCUCUGGGUUCCUCCUCAACCUGCGAACAUGCACAAUAAUCCUCCAGCCGGGACCUGGGCUCAGAUCUGGGUCGGGACUGCUCGAGU